AUGAAGUUCCUCGCUGUCGCCGCUCUCCUUGCGGGUGCUGCCAUUGCUGCUCCCACUUUUAACACUGGCGGCGGUUCGGUUUGCCCUUCUGGUCUCUACAGCAAUCCCCAGUGCUGCUCUACUGUUGUUCUCGGUAUCGUCGGCCUUGACUGCCAAUCCCGUGAGUAUUGCCAUCUUGAAGCGUACCCUUGA
Molecule: messenger RNA, 192 nt
Organism: Metarhizium brunneum ARSEF 3297
Lineage: Eukaryota; Fungi; Ascomycota; Sordariomycetes; Hypocreales; Clavicipitaceae
Source: RefSeq, a predicted model, not a curated record